Molecule: messenger RNA, 764 nt
Organism: Balaenoptera ricei (Rice's whale)
Lineage: Eukaryota; Metazoa; Chordata; Mammalia; Artiodactyla; Balaenopteridae
Product: THO complex subunit 7 homolog
Exons: 1
Coding region: 3-617 (204 amino acids)
Biological process (GO): mRNA export from nucleus; mRNA processing
Cellular component (GO): THO complex part of transcription export complex
Source: RefSeq, a predicted model, not a curated record
CCAUGGGGCCCGUGACUGACGACGAAAUCAUACGGAAGCGUCUCCUAAUUGAUGGAGAUGGCGCUGGAGAUGAUCGGAGAAUUAAUCUGCUAGUGAAAAGUUUCAUUAAAUGGUGCAACUCUGGAUCCCAGGAAGAGGAAUACAGCCAGUACCAACGUAUGCUGAGCACACUGUCCCGAUGUGAAUUUUCAAUGGGCAAAACUUUGCUGGUAUAUGAUAUGAAUCUCAGAGAAAUGAAAAAUUAUGAAAAAACUUACAAAGAAAUAGAACGUAGCAUUGCUGAAGCACAUGAAAAAAUUGCUGAGUGCAAAAAGCAAAUUCUUCAAGCAAAACGAACACGAAAAUAUCACCAAGAAUACGAUGCACUGGCAAAAGUGAUCCACCGUCAUCCAGACAGGCGUGAGACAUUAAAGAAACUAGAGGCUCUGGGAAAAGAAUUAGAGCAUCUUUCACAUAUUAAAGAAAGUGUUGAAGGUAACCUGGAAUGGAAAAGGAAACAGUUUUACGUUCUUCUUAGUAUCCUCUAUGAACUUAAGCAAACACUGGAAAAUGAUGAAAAGCCCUCAAAGGUAGAAGCAGCUCAAGAAACAAGCAUGGAAACUGAUCCUAAACCAUAGACCAACUAACCACUCACCAUUCCCAAGAAUAUUGAAGUAGCAACAUGAUCUUAGUGUGUUCAGAAUUUGUUGUGCUCUUGAGACAUUUAAAGUUUUGGCAGUGAACUACUUUGCUUUUAAAUGUUAAUGCACAGUUCAUUCAUAUUU